Phacochoerus africanus (Common warthog) is the source of this 7125-nucleotide messenger RNA. RefSeq names its product protein tyrosine phosphatase receptor type Q (gene PTPRQ). Lineage: Eukaryota; Metazoa; Chordata; Mammalia; Artiodactyla; Suidae. Gene Ontology annotation, molecular function: protein tyrosine phosphatase activity; protein binding. The record is from RefSeq and is a predicted model, not a curated record. Gene Ontology annotation, biological process: protein dephosphorylation. The coding region runs from base 1 to 7014 and encodes 2337 amino acids. The transcript has 45 exons.
AUGCGUAUUCUGUUCCAUUUUCAAAUCAUCCCUGAACCAGAAAAACGCAAGAAACGUAAAGCCUUAAGUAUUUCUGCACCUUCCUUUUCUCUGCACUGGAGCCUUCCCUCUGGCCAUGUGGAUGGGUUUCAUGUGGAUCUUGUUCCUGACAGUGGCUUUGUUACUAUCACACUUCUUGGAGGUGGAGAGUAUCAGAUUGACGUUUCCAGUGCUGUUCCUGGUACCAGGUACAACGUAGCCAUCUCUUCCAUUUCUGCUACAACAUACAGCUCCCCCGUUAGUAGAACAGUGACAACAAAUGUGACAAAACCAGGGCCUCCAGUCUUCCUAGCAGGGGAAAGAGUCGGAUCUGCUGGGAUUCUUCUGUCUUGGAAUACACCGCCAAAUCCAAACGGGAGAAUUAUAUCCUACAUUGUGAAAUAUAAGGAAGUUUGUCCAUGGAUGCAAGCAGCAUAUACACAAGUUAGAACAAAGCCAGACAGUCUGGAAGUUCUUCUUACUAAUCUUAAUCCUGGAACAACAUAUGAAAUCAAGGUGGCUGCUGAAAACAGUGCUGGCAUUGGAGUGUUUAGUGACCCAUUUCUCUUCCAAACUGCAGAAAGCGCUCCUGGAAAAGUGGUGAAUCUCACGGUCGAGGCUUUUAAUGAUUCAGCAGUAAACCUGAUUUGGUACUUACCUCGGCAACCAAAUGGCAAAAUUACCAGCUUCAAGAUUAGUGUCAAACACGCCAGAAGCGGGAUAGUCGUGAAGGAUGUUUCAAUCAGAGUAGAGGACAUUUUGACUGGGAAAUUACCAGCGUGCAAUGAGAAUAAUGAAUCUUUUUUAUGGAGUACAACCAGCCCUGCUCCAAUGCUUGAUAGAGUUACAACUCCACCACGUACUACUCAUUCUUCCAGCAUGUUGGCGAGGAGUAAGAUGAGCUCUGUGUGGAAAGAGCCUAUCAGCUUUGUAGUGACACAUUUGAGACCUUAUACGACGUAUCUUUUUGAAGUUUCAGCUGUUACAACUGAAGCAGGUUAUAUUGACAGUACAAUUGUCAGAACACCAGAAUCAGUGCCUGAAGGCCCACCACAAAACUGUCUAACUGGCAACAUCACAGGGAAGUCCUUUUCAAUGUCAUGGGACCCACCAAGUACAGUAACAGGAAAAUUUAGUUACAGAGUUGAAUUAUACGGACCCUCAGGUCGGAUUUUGGAUAAUAGCACAAAAGACCUUAAAUUUGCAUUCACUAAUCUAACGCCAUUUACGAUGUAUGAUGUGUAUGUGGCGGCGGAAACCAGUGCAGGGAUGGGACCCAAGUCCAAUAUUUCCGUAUUCACUCCACCGGAUGUUCCAGGUGCAGUAUUUGAUUUGCAAGUUGCGGAAGUGGAAGCCACAGAAGUAAGAAUCACUUGGAAGAAACCACGGCAACCAAAUGGAAUCAUUAACCGAUAUCGAGUGAAAGUAUUAGCUUCCGAGACGGGAGUAAUUUUGGAAAACACUUUGCUCACGGGAAGAGAUGAGUAUAUCAACCACCCCAUGGCUCCAGAAACUGUGAACAUAGUAGAGUCAAUGACAGGAUUAUUUGAGGGCUCCGCGGAGAUGUCUUCCGACCUGUACUCGCUUGCUUCAGUUAUAUAUAAUAUUCAUCCACAUAACUUUCCUGCAAGGAGCAGAGCGGAAGACCAGCCUUCAAUAGUUGGAACUACGAGGAGUCAGUAUAUCGCUGACAUUGCUGCUGAACAGCUGUCUUACGUUAUCAGGAGACUGGUACCUUUCACUGAGCACAUGAUUAGUGUAUCUGCUUUCACCAUCAUGGGAGAAGGACCACCAACGGCUCUCAGCGUGAGGACACGUGAGCAAGUGCCAAGCUCCAUUCAAGUUAUAAACUAUAAAAAUAUUAGCUCUUCAUCUAUUUUGUUAUUUUGGGAUCCUCCAGAAUAUCCCAAUGGAAAAAUAACUCAUUAUACAAUUUAUGCAAUGGAACUGGAUACAAACAGAGCAUUCCAGAUGACUACUGUAGAUAACAGCUUUCUCAUAACAGGGUUAAAGAAAUACACAAAAUAUAAAAUGAGAGUGGCUGCCUCAACCAACGUUGGAGAAAGUUCUCUGUCGGAAGCGAAUGACAUCUUUGUGAGAACUCCCGAGGAUGAACCAGAAUCAUCACCUCGAGAUGUUGAAGUUAUUGAGGUUUCACCUCGUGAGAUAAGUUUGAAGUGGUCACCACCUGAGAAACCCAAUGGGAUUAUUGUUGCUUAUGAAGUACUCUGUAAGAAUACAGAUACCUUAGUUACGAAGAACACCUCAACAACAAACAUAACUUUAAGAGGCUUGAAACCUUACACCCGCUAUAACAUUUCAGUAAGAUCGUACACCAGAUUUGGACAUGGCAGUCAGUUGUCUUCUUUACUCUCCGUUAGCACUUCUGAGACGGUGCCUGAUAGUGCACCAGAAAAUAUUACUUACAGAAAUAUUUCCUCUGGAGAGAUUGAGCUAUCAUUUCUUCCCCCAAAUAGUCCCAAUGGAAUUAUUCAAAAAUAUACAAUUUAUCUCAAGAAAAGUGAUGGAAAUGAGGAAAGAACUAUAAAUACAAGCUCUUUGACCCAGAGCAUUAAAGGACUGAAGAAGUAUACCCAAUACAUGAUUGAGGUGUCUGCUAGCACACUCAGUGGUGAAGGAGUUCGGAGUUUACCUAUAAGUGUGCUAACGGAGGAAGAUGCUCCUGAUUCUCCCCCACAAGAUUUCUCUGUGAAACAGUUGUCUGGUGUCAUGGUGAAGUUGUCAUGGCAACCACCCCUGGAGCCAAAUGGAAUUAUCCUCUAUUACACAGUUUAUGUCUGGGAUGUGUCCUCAUUAAAAACUGUUAAUGUCACUGAAACAUCAGUAGAGUUGUCAGAUUUGGACUAUGAUGCUGAAUAUAGUGCUUAUGUAACAGCGAGCACCAGAUUUGGUGACGGGAAAAGGAGAAGCAGUAUCAUUCACUUUCGAACCCCAGAGGGAGCACCAAGUGACCCUCCCAAAGAUGUUCACUAUGCAAACCUCAGUUCUUCAUCAAUCGUUCUUUUCUGGAAACCUCCUUCAAAACCUAAUGGGAUUAUCCAGUAUUACUCUGUUCACUACAGAAAUACUUCAGGGACUUUCAUGCAGAAUUUUACACUCCAUGAAGUAACCAAUGACUUUGACAAUAUGACCGUAUCUGCAAUAAUAGAUAAACUGGCAAUAUUCAGCUACUAUACAUUUUGGGUAACAGCAAGUACUUCAGUUGGAAAUGGGAAUAAAAGCAGUGACAUAGUUCAAGUAUAUACAGACCAAGACACACCUGAAGGACUUGUUGGAAACCUGACUUACGAGUCCAUGUCCUCAACUGCAGUAAAUGUAAGCUGGGGCCCUCCGUCUCAACCAAAUGGUCUAGUCUUCUACUAUGUUUCUCUGAGCUCAGAGCAGACGCCUCGCCACGUGAGACCACUUCUAGUUACAUAUGAGAGAAGCGUGUAUUUUGAUAAUCUGGAAAAGUACACUGAGUACAUAUUAGAAAUUACUCCAUCAACAGAAAAGGGAUUCUCUGAUACUUAUACUGCCCAGCUACACAUCAAAACUGAAGAAGAUGUCCCAGAAACGUCACCAAUAAUCAACACUUUUAAAAACCUUUCCUCUACCUCGGUUCUCUUAUCAUGGGAUCCCCCAGUAAAACCAAACGGUGCAAUAAUAAGUUACGAUUUAACUUUACAAGGACCACGUGAGAAUUAUUCUUUUGUUACUUCUGAUAACUAUCUCAUCCUGGAGGAGCUUUCACCAUUUACAUUAUAUAGCUUUUUUGCUGCUGCAAGAACUGUAAAAGGACUCGGUCCUUCCAGUGUUCUUUUGUUUUACACAGAUGAGUCAGUGCCUUUAGCACCUCCUCAAAAUUUGACUUUAAUCAACUAUACUUCAGACCUUGUAUGGCUGAAAUGGAGCCCGAGUCCUGUUCCAGGCGGUAUUGUUAAAUUAUAUAGUUUAAAAAUUCAUGAACAUGAAACAGAUACUAUAUUUUACAAGAAUAUUUCAGGUUUGCAAACUGAGGCCCAAGUUGUUGGACUGGAACCAGUCAGCACCUAUUCUGUCAGCAUAUCUGCCUUUACCAAAGUUGGAAAUGGCAAUCAAUUCAGUAAUGUAGUAAAAUUCACAACCCAAGAAUCAGUUCCAGAUGUUGUACAGAACAUCCAGUGUGUGGCAACUAGCUGGCAGUCAGCUUUAGUGAAGUGGGAUCCACCCAAAAAGGCAAACGGAAUAAUUACACAUUACUUGAUAACAGUUGAAAAGAAUGCUACAAAAGUCUUUCCUCAAGAUCACAUGUACACAUUCAUGAAACUUUUUGCCAAUACCUCGUAUGUCUUUAAAAUAAGAGCUUCAACUUCGGCUGGUGAAGGUGAUGAAAGGACAUGCAACGUCAGCACACUACCUGAAACAGUUCCCAGUGUUCCCACAAAUAUUACUUUUGCUAACAUUCAGUCAACUAGUGCCACGUUGACAUGGAUGAGACCUGACUCUAUCUUUGGCUACUUUCAAAAUUAUAAGAUUACUACUCAGCUUCGGGCACAAACGUGCAGAGAAUGGGAAUCUGAAGGAUGUGUUGAACAUCAAAAAAUUCAGUACCUCUAUGAAGCUGACCUAACAGAAGAGACAAUAUACGGAUUAAAGAAAUUCAGAUGGUACAGAUUCCAAGUGGCUGCCAGCACCAGUGCUGGCUAUGGCAACGCCUCAGACUGGAUAUCUACGCAAACCUUACCUGGCCCUCCAGAUGGACCUCCUGAAAAUGUCCUUGUAGUAGCAACCUCACCUUUUAGCAUCAACAUCAGCUGGAGUGAACCUGCUGUCAUCACAGGACCAACAUUCUAUCUGAUAGAUGUCCAGUCGGUAGAUAGCGAUGAAUUUAAUAUUUCCUUAAUCAAAUCGAAUGAAGAAAAUAAAACCAUAGAAAUUAAGGAUUUGAAAAUAUUCACAAGAUACUCUGUGGUGAUCACAGCAUUUACUGGAAAUAUUAGUGCUGCAUAUGGAGAAGGAAAGUCAAGUGCUAAAGUGAUUGUCACUACUUUAGAAUCAGUUCCUAAGGAUCCACCUAACAACAUGACGUUUCAGAAGAUACCCGAUGAAGUUACAAAGUUUCAGUUAACCUUUCUUCCGCCUUCUCAACCCAAUGGAAACAUCCAAGUAUAUCAAGCUUUGGUUUACCGAGAAGAUGAUCCUACUGCUGUCCAGAUUCACAACCUCAGUAUUAUCCAGAAAACGGACACGUCUGUCGUUGCAGUGUUAGAAGGACUAAAAGGUGGAUAUACAUACAACAUCAGUGUUUAUGCGAUCAAUAGUGCUGGCGCAGGGCCAAAAGUUGAAAUGAGAAUAACCAUGGAUAUUAAAGCUCCAGCACGGCCCAAAACCAAACCAACUCCCAUUUAUGAUGCCACAGGAAAACUGCUCGUGACUGCAACAACAAUUACAAUCCGAAUGCCCAUAUGUUACUACAGUGACGAUCACGGACCCAUCAAAAACGUACAAGUGCUUGUAGCAGAAGCAGGAGCUCAGCAUGAUGGAAAUGUAACAAAGUGGUAUGAUGCAUAUUUUAAUAAACCAAGGCCAUACUUUACAAAUGAAGGCUUUCCUAACCCGCCGUGUACAGAAGGAAAGACAAAGUUUAGUGGCAAUGAAGAAAUUUACAUCAUAGGUGCUGAUAAUGCAUGCAUGAUCCCUGGCAAUGAAGACAAAAUCUGCAAUGGACCUUUGAAACCAAAAAAGCAGUACUUAUUUAAAUUUAGAGCCACAAACAUCAUGGGACAAUUUACUGACUCUGAUUAUUCUGAUCCCGUUAAGACUUUAGGUGAAGGGCUUUCAGAAAGAACUGUAGAGAUUAUACUUUCAGUCACGCUGUGCAUCCUUUCCAUCAUUCUUCUCGGAACAGCUGUUUUUGCAUUUGCAAGACUACGACAGAAGCAGAGAGAAGGUGGGACAUACUCUCCCCGCGAUGCAGAAAUUAUUGACACUAAAUUCAAGCUGGAUCAGCUCAUCACAGUGGCAGACCUGGAACUGAAGGGCGAGAGGCUAACGCGGCCAAUAAGCAAGAAAUCCUUCCUGCAACACGUUGAAGAGCUUUGCACAAACAACAACCUAAAGUUUCAAGAAGAAUUUUCGGAAUUACCGAAAUUCCUUCAGGAUCUUUCUUCAACUGAUGCCGAUCUGCCUUGGAACAGAGCAAAAAAUCGCUUUCCCAACAUAAAACCAUACAAUAAUAACAGAGUGAAGCUGAUAGCUGAUGCUAGUAUUCCAGGAUCAGAUUAUAUUAAUGCCAGCUAUGUUUCUGGCUACUUAUGUCCAAAUGAAUUUAUUGCUACUCAAGGUCCAUUACCAGGAACAGUUGGGGAUUUUUGGAGAAUGGUGUGGGAAACUAGAGCAAAAACAUUAGUUAUGCUAACACAGUGUUUUGAAAAAGGACGGAUCAGAUGCCAUCAGUAUUGGCCAGAGGACAAUAAACCAGUUACUGUCUUUGGCGAUAUAGUGAUUACAAAGCUAAUGGAGGAUGUUCAGAUAGACUGGACCAUCAGAGAUCUGAAAAUUGAACGGCAUGGGGACUGCAUGGCCAUUCGACAGUGUAAUUUUACAGCUUGGCCUGAACAUGGGGUACCUGAAAGCAGUGCUGCUCUAGUUCACUUCGUGAAGCUGGUUCGAGCGAGCAGAGCGCAUGACACCACCCCUAUGGUUGUUCACUGCAGUGCUGGAGUUGGAAGAACUGGAGUGUUUAUUGCUCUGGACCACUUAACACAACAUAUAAAUGAUCACGAUUUUGUGGAUAUAUAUGGAUUAGUAGCCGAACUGAGAAGUGAAAGAAUGUGCAUGGUGCAAAACCUGGCCCAGUACAUCUUUUUACAUCAGUGUGUUCUGGAUCUCUUAUCAAGUAAAGGAGGGAACCCGCCCGUCUGCUUUGUGAACUACGCAGCACUUCAGAAGAUGGACUCUCUGGACGCCAUGGAAGGUGACGUUGAGCUCGAAUGGGAAGAAACCACCAUGUGAGCAUUCGGCCAGAGGUGCCACUGGAGCCACCUUCGAGUCCCAGGGCCCAAUCACCCUUCGCGCUUCUGAAUUGAAUUGUGCACCCUAAAAUAAAUCCCUACACUUCCCUCA